Molecule: messenger RNA, 460 nt
Organism: Melampsora larici-populina 98AG31
Lineage: Eukaryota; Fungi; Basidiomycota; Pucciniomycetes; Pucciniales; Melampsoraceae
Exons: 2
Coding region: 136-384 (82 amino acids)
Source: RefSeq, a predicted model, not a curated record
GAUGAUGAAGAGGUUGAUUGGAGUAAAAGAGAAGAUGACGAGAUAUCAAUUUCACUAAGACUUACACAAAAAACAUUGAAAAAACAAAUUGAAAUUAAUGAAAAUCGAAAGAACAGAUUAACUGAGAUUGUUAAAAUGAGGAUGGCGUACCAAGAAUAUGAAACUUUGAAAGAUGGAUUAGACCGAGUGAUUGAAUUGGCAUGGACCAAACGAUUGAAAAAGAAAGAUAAUGGUAGUGGUAAUGGUAGUGGUAGUAGUAGUAGUAGUAGUGCAACAGGAGUGAAGGUGGCGAUUGAGAAUCGGAAUGCGUUUAUCAUGGGUAUUGGAAGCUUGAUGGAAGGAAUUGGAAAUCGAAUGCCAGAGAAAAGUAUAUAUGAUGAAUGAUGUCAUAGAAGAUCUUGAUGGAUAAUCGUUUGUUGUAGUUGUUGUUUGUAUUUCUGUUACUUAAUUUUGGAGUUAU